CGCACACUCCACUCCUGUGCGUAAACGCGUAGAGAACCUGGCUGGGACACUGAGCUUUCAGAUUGGCUGUGAUAAUUAAAACAUUUACAUUAAUUAAUCGGCGUAAAAAAUAAUAAUAAUCGCUUUUCAUAACACAAAGACAAACAAUUUUGCGCAAAUUGGAUCAAGACAAACAUCUAUCGAAUUGGAAUCAGUAACAUUCCGUUCAUUCCUGGACUAACCAAUGAGACAUUGUUGCUGCGACGGGGGCGCGCAAUCCACUCCCGACAGAGAGAUGCCAUAGCUGUUGUUCCCGAGGACGCUUUGAACUUUAUCAAGGAUUUUGUUCCUGAGGGUAAAUUGGAGAAAAAUAAGGACUCGUCUGAAGGCUUUGCGCAUUGCGUAAUUGGCAGAGAAAUGCGCUGGUGCGUUAGAUAAGCUGCACAUAAUGUUGGGACAAAUCUCUGCUGGAAGGCGUUUAUCGCACCGUUUAUGUUGCAAACACAGCAGAAACAAAGAUGAGAGAGUUUAGUAUGCUAGGGAAAGGUCGGCAUCGGAUGCUGCUGGCGCUCUGUUGGCUGUUUUUGGUUCUGACGAGGAGCGGAGCAGUCUCCAGAUGUGUGGACCAUGCCUGCAGUCCGCCCAUUGGGAACCUGGCUAGUGGCAGGACCCUCCUCACCCACUCCAGCUGCUGUGGAAACAGCUCCUUCCACCACAGCCCUUGCCCUUAUCCAACAGUGACCCCCCACGCCCUUUGCCCCAAUGACACCCAUCCACCUGCUCACAUGACUGAUGACCCUUUCCUGCAUCCAGACACGUGGUGGGCAUCAGGUGCAGGCCCCACCGAGCAGGAGCAGCAGGAUGAGAUCCGGUUGGACUUGGAGAGCCACUUCUGCAUGUCCCACAUGGUUUUGGUGUUCCGGUCCCCACGGCCUGCUGCCAUGGCCAUCGACCGCUCAGCCGACUUUGGAAAGACCUGGGAAACUCUGAAGCUCUUUGCGCACAACUGCAGCGAGGAGUUUGGUUUGCCUGAUGACUUCACUCAGCCAGGCUCUUUGUGCACAUCCCGUUAUACCAGUCCUACACCCUGCGGUGGGGGGGAGGUAAUAUUGCGGACACUUGACCCCUUCAGUGCUAAAACUCUGGACCCUUACAGUCCGGAGGCCCUCGCCCGCCUGACCCUCACUAACCUCCGCAUCAGACUGCUGAAAGCUCAGAGCUGCCCGGGACCUCUACAUCCCCCGGCAGCCUGGACAAGCCCCACAGACUCAGCUCUCACUUCCACAUCCUCCACAGAAAGCGCAGCACCUUACGCUAUUUAUACUCUAUUGGCCAGAGGGACCUGCCUGUGCCACGGACACGCUGAGAAUUGUGUAGCAUACAACAGUAGCCAAGACACAAGGCAGGACAGUAACAUGGUGUCCGGUAGGUGCAUGUGUGCUCACCACACAGCCGGGGAUCACUGUGAUAAGUGCGCCCCACUCUACAAUGAUCGUUCCUGGAGGCCGGCCAACAGCAGCAGCGGGGAGUCCAACCCGUGCCAGAUGUGCCAGUGCCACGCUCACGCAGAGCGCUGCCACUUCUCUCCGAGGGCCUGGCUCUCCUCGGGGGGCACCAGUGGGGGCGUUUGUGACGACUGCAGGCACAACACUGUGGGUCGCAGGUGCCAGCGCUGUCGCCAUGGUUACCACCGCCACCCAUCCCUGCCCCUCAACUCCCCCCACGCCUGCACACGCUGCUGGUGUGAUCCUCGGGGGUCUUUGCCCACUCGUCCAGGGGAGGAGGGACCCUGGUGCCACCCAAGGAGCGGGCAGUGCCCCUGCAGACCCGGGGUCUGGGGCGCGAGCUGCAGCCACUGCCAGCCCGGACACUGGGGGUUUGGAGAGGAGGGCUGUAGACCCUGCGCCUGCCCUCACAGCUGUGAUCCAAUCACAGGGCAGUGUCUGGACAGCUACUCAAAUAACCAGGUGUUCAACGUGCCCAUUGGUGGAAAGAUCCCUGACCUGGAUCACAUGUUCACAUUAGAAGAAGAGGUUCAGUGGUCGAAGGAGCUCGCCGUCUCUGCUCUGCAUUACACAGGAAAGUGCAGCUGUAAGGAGAAAAAGCUGAGGAGUGCGUUGGACCUCUGUAAGACCAAACAUGAUUAUGUGAUCAAGGCCAGUGUGCUGUCCGCUCACGACAAAGGCAGCCACGCAGAAGUGCAGGUCAAAGUUCGCAAGGUCCUUCGAUCAGGCCAUGUGGCGCUGAGCUUAGGGACCAUCAGCAUCUACCCUCUGUCCUGGACCAGCCGCGGCUGCACCUGUCCCAUUCUAAACCCAGGUAUGGAGUACCUGCUGGCGGGACCCGAGGAGGCGGGAACAGGCCGACUGCUGGUCACCAUGCAGAGCGUGGUCGUCCCAUGGACACCGCGGCUCGGCCUACUGGUAUCAGAGGGCCUGAGGAACGGAUGUACUUGAAUAUAGAUCUACACAGGCAGGACAGACUGCAGAAGCUUUGGCAAGGACAUUUGAGUCAGUGGACAAUUCAGAAAGGGGACUGAAAAUCACUGAUGACAUGCUGCCUCAUUCAGAGGAGUCAAACUCAUGACUGGUACUCACAAUGUGUGUGUGUGCAACACAAAAUAAAAACUGAAGUGAGUUCCUGGA
Messenger RNA from Gymnodraco acuticeps, 2624 nucleotides. Its product is annotated as netrin-4. The record is from RefSeq and is a predicted model, not a curated record. NCBI's taxonomy places the organism in Eukaryota, Metazoa, Chordata, Actinopteri, Perciformes, Bathydraconidae. Gene Ontology annotation, biological process: basement membrane assembly; cell migration; substrate adhesion-dependent cell spreading. Gene Ontology annotation, molecular function: protein binding. The coding region runs from base 498 to 2435 and encodes 645 amino acids. The transcript has 10 exons. Gene Ontology annotation, cellular component: laminin trimer.